This is a messenger RNA of Clupea harengus (Atlantic herring), 2587 nucleotides long. It is a transcript of the gene plekhm3, whose product is annotated as pleckstrin homology domain containing M3. Lineage: Eukaryota; Metazoa; Chordata; Actinopteri; Clupeiformes; Clupeidae. The record is from RefSeq and is a predicted model, not a curated record.
ACGGACCCUUUUUGUUGAUGGACCAAGGAUACAGGAACCCGCUCGGCUCGUAGAUGGGCUCUAGUACGCCGGUAAAUACCGUUGUGAUGUGCGUAUGUCCAUGUCCCUGCAUCUGGCAGUGAUGGAAGGUUUGGAAGUUGAGGAUAUCAGCCCUGCCCUGGAGGCCACCGAAGACUUCCUGGAGGGUAGUCCGGGAGACGACCAGCUCCAGCCACAUAUGUUACAAGAGGUGUCUGUACUGUGCAAACUGAGUGGGAUGUGGGACCGACGGGCUUGGCAGCACCAAGACGCUUUAAAAAGCUGGGUCUGGACUGAACAGUCCCCCCACAGUAUCUUGGGCUAUAGGCAUGGCAAGAGGUGUCGAGCCCAGUCGACCAAUGACCUUGCUGUUCAAAGCGCUGCUUGUAAUAAUGGGGGCUUUAAGCGGGGGCACAACCGAUCCCACUCAGACAUGAACUACACCACCUGCACAGAUAAUGGCUUGCCAGCGCUUGACAGGAAUGUGUUGAAGAACGCGGCCUACAGUGCCAAAGGGGAAGCACAUCCAGAAUGGCCUUCCAGUUUGGUUAAACAGGGGGAGCUGGACCAGAGGGAGGGUCCGAGGGGCCACUGGACUUCCUGUCACGUGGAACUUACCAACUGUGAACUGCGCUUGUACAGCCUAGACAGUAGUGGCAACAGGCAGCUCUGCACUGCGUUCUCGCUCUCUCACUGCCAGGCAGUUGGUCCUUUGCAAGGCCAAGAUGGACAUGUGCUUGAGGCGCUCUUUUUUAACAGUACUCGCCUGCAGCUUCGUGCCUCUUGCCAAUGGGAGGCACAAGACUGGAGCCGGUUGUUGUGGGAGUGUGUAAUGGCCACCCGACCACAUAAAGACCUGGCCUCUUCCAGUAGAACUGCCUUUGAAGCGUCUGCUUCAGCCACAUUUGUGACACAGUUCCCUACUACCAAGCGCCCUACCACCUUGCCUCUGUUCACAGAACAUUGCACCAGUGUCCUCAAGGUAGGCCAGUUACAACAACUCAGUGACCUUAACAACUGGAGAGCUUUUAACUUUGUGCUCACACAUACCCAUCUGCAAGCUUUCCCAACUGAGGAUAAAAAUUGUGUGUCUGAACCAGUGCUCCAAUAUCCUCUUGCGUCCUGCCUUGCUGUGCAGCAUGACGCAUCUGAGGAAGGUGGUUGUGAACGCUUCCAGGCAGUCUUUGCAGAUGAGGUACUCUGUCUGCAGGCAGCCAAUGAGCCAAAGGCGCAGGGUUGGGUGGAGGCCCUGCGUUCUGCAGUAGCUGCACAGAGGACACAGGGCUCCUGGGGAGAGGAUAGCAGGCCUGCUCUUCCGACCGAGACUCAAGAGGGGCUCCAUGGAGAUGUUCAGGAAGCCAAUCACCAGUCAGACACCGCCAGCUUCCUAAGCAUCCUUACCUGUUUGGCUGUGGAGAAGGGCCUGACUGCCCAGAACUUCAGGUGUGCAGGCUGUCAAAGACCAGUGGGGUUAUCAGAAGAAAAAGCCAAGGUUUGCUGCUAUAGUGGACGGUAUUACUGCCAAAACUGUCACCAGGACAACUUGUUCAUAAUACCUGCACGAUUGCUUCACAACUGGGACACAAACAGAUACAAGGUGUCCAAGCAGGCUAAGGAGUUCCUGGAGUUUGUGUAUGAGGAGCCCCUGGUAGACAUCCAGCUGCUGAACCCCUGUCUGUACCAGCACUGUGAGCCACUGGCCAACGUGCUGACGCUCCGGCAGAGACUGCAGUCACUGCGUGCCUACCUGUUCAGCUGCUGCGCUGCCAUCGCUGAGGACCUCCGCCGCAGAAUCUUCCCAAGGGAGUACCUCCUUCAGCACAUCCACCUGUACUCAAUGGCAGACCUCCAGCAGGUCAUCGAUGGGAAGCUAGCCCCCUUUCUGUUGAAAGUGAUCAAGUUUGCCAGCUCACAUGUGUACAGCUGCAGCCAGUGCAGUGAAAAGGGCUUCAUCUGUGAGCUCUGCCAGAACAGCCAGGUCAUCUACCCCUUCCAAGACAGUGCCUCCAAGAGAUGCGAGGGCUGUGGUGCUGUCUUCCAUGCUGAGUGCUGUCUACGAGGGCAGCCAUGCCCACGCUGUGUGCAACGGGAGCUGCAUAAAAAACAGGCAUCUUUCUGGAGGCGGCUGGAGACUGAUGACAGUCCCAACAACAGUGCCCUCGGCUACUUUGAGUUGGGCAGCUGAGGUCCGCCGUUUCGAGAGGUCAAGAAGCAAACAGAAUGAAGUCUCGUUCAAACCAGAGCCACUGAAGAGGCAAAGUAAACUUAAAGACAUUUGGUUUCUGAAUAAGAAUGGAGGCACACAGAGCAAGGGAAUCCACAGCAAGAGAGUAGCAUGAUGGCCAUACUAUACUAUAGACAAAUGGUUCUUGCUGUUAUUCUCACAAAAAUGCCAAUACAUAUUUAUGAUGGACUCCUUUUUACACUCGACUAAAAGGAAAAGCCUAAAGAUUACUCAAUUGAACAAUUGUUAAUGUUAUGUUUGGACUUCAGUUAUGGCAGACUGCACAGAUGGGGUUUCAGAAUCCAUUGACUUUUCUUUAGAAAUAAAACCUUAAUCACACCUUAA